Molecule: messenger RNA, 15684 nt
Organism: Pelobates cultripes (western spadefoot toad)
Lineage: Eukaryota; Metazoa; Chordata; Amphibia; Anura; Pelobatidae
Source: the annotation of a GenBank genome assembly
AUGGCAGACGUUUCUAGCCUAAGAAGACUUGCUGAUGCUCUGAAGUUGCUGUAUGGAGCCGAAGCCAAAGAAUGGACUGCAGAUAAUGUUAUCAGUUUGGUGGAUGAACUGUCAGGUAGACAUCUUUUUGAGCACAAUAAAGACAAGACUAACAGGUAGGGCUGGUGGGAGUAACAUGGCAGAGAGACUAAUGACCCACUCUGUAACUAGUAUACAGGGGAUUUUGAGCCCCCCCAGUACAAUUUUUCUGCUGAUUAUAUACAAAGGGAGUUAUGUGGGUGGAUGGCUAUUAUCAGCCUGUCAGAAAAAAAGUAACAUUGUUGCGUUGAGCAGGGCCAGUUGCCUGCAUGGUUAUAAAAAUUAAAGACGUUAAAAAUAAGUAAUAUUCAAAUUUAAAAAGUGAAAAUAUUUCUAAUGUGAAAUACCCAACUGUAUUUUGCACUCUGCAAGCCUUGGUGCUCAGAGUCUGUAUGUAAGAGUUAAAGGCCGUUGCUGCUGGUGGAAGUGUAACUCCAGCUCUGACAGCAUCAUUAACAAGCCCGGUACAUGCACAUUCAGCCGAUGACAUCAGAAGAGGGAGGAGAGUCCCCGGCGCUGGAGAAAGGUGAGUGUUUAACCCCCUUCAGCGCCACGGGAGUGGGACCCUGAGGGUGUUGGCACCCUCAGGGCACUAUAGUGCCAGGAAAACGAGAUGGUUUUCCUGGCACUAUAGUGGUCCUUUAAGAAGAAAUGAAAAGUAACAAACAAUGUGUAUUUAUUAUGCGUAUUUAUUAAAAUAAAUAUAUAGAUUGUGUUACUCUCACUGUUUGAUGUGGAUGAUGACAAUACAAUGUUUAAUGCCAAGAUAAUUUGAAGUGGGGAGGCAGUGUGUUAUAUGUGGGUGAUGCUUGUAUGUGGGAAGAGCACGAAUGGGUCAUUGAUAUUUAAUUACCCAGAGGAAAUACAUACCAUUAUAUAUAAAUUCUCUGACAACCCCCUCUAUUAUGUCCAGCAUCAUUUCUCCUACAGCAUACCAGCACUCUAACUUUCAGGUAUAAAAAAAAAUCACUUACAAUCGCAUUGUAAUUGUAGCCAAUUUAUAGCUUGAUACUGGAGACAGGAUGUCUCCCAACCUCUCCACCUCAGGUAUACCAAAAUGGAGAGAUCAAAAUGGUGGAGCAAUCUAUAAUAUAUUCCCAAAUCAGAAUUCUGACAUACAAAAGUAUGUGGGCACAAUGGUGGGUUUUUGCCUAUUCAGUAGAAUUCCUGCAUUUGCUUGUGUAACCUUAGUAAAGAGGUGUUGGUGUCCUUGUUAGAUCACCACCUCUGUGGUGUCCUUGAUAGGUCAGCACCUCCCUUUUUAGUCCAUGGCCACAAGGCUUGUAAUGUUUUUUAUAAGUAUUCCUCUGUACAUUUCUUUUGGUGCUCCCUUAUGCUACCCUUAAAAGAAAGUCCACUCAAGUACCUCCUUUUUUUCCAACUUACGUCUGGAUACAUUGCAGAUUUCUGAGAUCACUAAUUUAAAGAGACAUUCCACUUCCCAAAUACAGAAUAAACAAAAAUCACAGUUUAGUAGAUAUACCCCCAAUGAAAACAUGCACACAUUUAAUUAUGCAUUUUUUUCAUUGGGGUUAUAUCUAAAAACUGCAAAGCUUGCAAAACAACAUUUCUCUUGUCUGCUGCCUUUGCAAGCCCUUCCCUUCUAACCCCGCCCAGACUUUCUGUGGCCGUCCAGUCACAGCUUCCCAAUGCAGCUCAAUGAAAAGUCUUUGCAAUGCAGGUGCUCUAGUCAGUUAUUUAAUACUGUAUUUUAUUGAAAAUCAAUAAAAUAGUUAUACACAAAAAAUCCCUUUUCAUCUGCACUAGACAUUUUUUUUUUUUUACAAAUUCCCGUUAUGACAACCUCCUCCAUUCUGAUAUAAAAGUUGCUACCACUAGGACAAUUUACAAAUGACAAAAGUAAUUAUUAUGAACAAAACUAGUCACUGUGUACAAUUAAUAGAUAUCACAAAUACAAAACAAAUCACACCAAGGAAACAGGUGAAAUAAAAGGAGAAAUUAUUACCAGAAAUUCUUGAUACUUUUCCCAGAGAAUUAUUGAUGUUUUCUGGCUCUGAAGCUUUUUGUGAAGGAAAAGAUAAUACAGUUCAAGUGGUUGUUAUUGUUGUCUCAAAUUGAAUUACAAAGUUCCUAGGUAUCAUUAGAUAUUUUAUUCAGUAUUUUUCCUCUCGGGUUGCUAUGGCUGCAUUCCUAAGGAGGGGUAGUGUGUUGUAGAUAUCUCACUUUAAUGAGAUGUAUUUAAUGGAUCCCAAGUGUGGCCAAAAAUAUACAAUACAAUGUAUUUUUGUACACAUGCUUCUGGUUUUAAUGUAGCUGGGUCUACUUAUCUCUGGGAAUCUAGACAUUAAAUUUAAUGCCAAACAUGACAUGAGUUUCAUAAAUAAUUUUCUAGAAAUAGCACAUAGUAUGUGAAUAACUCUAAGAAUUAGCCUCUUAAUCAUGAUCACGAUAAGCCUAUAGAUCAUGACAGGGGAUGGUACAGACUAAUCUAUAGUGAAGGGUGCUAGGGAGACUGAUUUACAGAGGAGAGGACUGGGGAGAGGAAUCUAUAAUGAAGAAAACUGGGGAGAGAGUUUUAUAAUGGAGACUCUACAGUGGGGGUCGAUAUGGAAGAGUUGGGUCUUUGGCUUUAAAAAAAAAAAAAGUCUGUAAGGACGGUGCCUCUCUGAUUGUGCACUGUAAAUGGUUCCAUAAGGAAUGGUCAGCAUGGCUGAAUGCACUGGAACCUGAGUCUUUAUUCUUGGCACUGACAGGAAGGAUUUGCUGGCUUACCAAAGUGAACCCGAUGGAAUGUAAGGUGUCAGGAUCUCUUUCAGGUACUGUGGGCCUUGAUUGUUUAAAGCUUUGAAGGUUAGCAGGCCAAUUUUAAAAUAUGCUAGCCAUUUUAUUGAAAGCCAAUGCAGGGAGUGGAGAACAGGUGUUAUGUGGCAGUAGCGUGUUUGAUUGCUCAGUAGUCUGGCUGCUGCAUUUUGUAUAGUCUGAAGGCGAUAGAGAUCUUUUUCUGUGAGGCCCAAGUAAAGUACAUUGCAGUAAUCUAGCCGAGAGGAUACGAAUGCAUGGAUUAAUGUUGGCAUAUCAUCUGGUGGAAUUACGUGUUGUAUCCUGGUUAUGUUUUUCAAAAGAAAGUAGGCUGAUUUCUAUUACGGAGGAAAUCUGCUGUUUAAAUGAUAGUCCAGAGUCAAUCAGCACUCCGAGGUUUUGUACCUUAGAUAAACUGAUGAGUUCAGAGCCUCCAAGUUCCAGGCCAGUUGGGUGAUCAUGGAAUAUUUUUGUUCGGGGUCCCCGCACCAAGAGUAACUCUGUUUUGUCCGGGUUAACUUUAAGCCAACUAGCAUUCAUCCAUUCUAUGAGGUCUGCUAAGCUACUGUUGAUGCGGCAUGUUGGGUAUGUUGUAUCUGUAGCAAAGGAGAAUUAGAGUUGUGUGUCAUCAACGUAACAAUGAUACUUUAGGCCAUGUCUCCUAAUGAUGUCCCCCAGUGGUAGCAAGUAAAUUGCGAAUAGCAUGGGAGACAAGAUGGAUUAUUGUGGAACUCUGCAGACCAGUUCUGUUGGUGCUGAUGAGCUUGAUCCUGAUGAUACUCUGUGUGAUCUACCAGUGAGGAGAGAUUUAAAUAAUAAUAUAUGACACCGCUCUCAAAUUUUAGAUGCCAAAGAAACUAAAUGUUUAUUACGUAAUUAUAACAGGUUGUAUAGAAAUAACCCUUUCACUCAAUAUAAACACUAUCACAUAAAUAAUAUACAAGGCAAGUUUGCAUAUCAAAAGUUAGCCAAGUCACAAAAAACUUGGUAUCUGAACUUUUUAAACACAAAGAACAGUGAUUAAAGUAUGCUUCCAUAAUCACUUGGUGUACACCUCUUAAUUUAUAUUAGAAUUGUCUGGGAUAUCUAUUAACAAAUAUCAAAAGACCUAUGAAAAAAUGGCCAAAAAAUUAAAAAGCAGUAAAAAAUAAACAAUUGUGAAAAAGAAAAAAUAUAUCAUAUGAAGUCAAACAGUGUCCCAAAGUUCAUACUAGUUGGUCCUAGUGUGUACACACUUCUAAUACAACAAAAGGUAAAAAAUAAAAAAACGAGAAAAAAAAACCCAGAGCUCUUUAUCCAUAUGCUUUGAUAAAGGGGUAAUCCCCAAAAGGACAGCUCUCACCUGGUUGAAGAUCGUUUGUUGUAUGUAAACUGAUAAAGCUAUGAUGUUGGCAAUGCUUGUGUAGAGCUGUAGUAUCCGAAAUGUCUGUGAUAUGAAGCUGUUGGUGAGGGAUGCCUGGGCUGCGUGCUUGGGACCUUGUCUGUCCCUUCGAAGGCCCUGGUUCAAUUAAAAACAUUAACGGCUUUUAUUGCUUGUAUUUGUGGUGCGCCCACCAUUUUCGCGUGUCGCGCCUAUGUGACGUCAUUCUCAGUGUAUGCAUGUGCGCUUCCAAUAUCCAUAUUUUCAGACCAGAGUGCAUCACCAUAAUUGUCCGUACGUGCAGGCGCACUCAGAAUGAUGUGUAUCAAUACACUGUCCCUGUUGUAUAGAAGCUUCAAGCAACUUUAUUUAUAAUUAAACUAUAUACAUAUAUAUAUAUUAUCAUGACAAUCAAUUCCAAUGUGUAAAUUGUUUUAUAUUCAAUCAUCUGGGAGAAUGAGGUUAUUAGUUUGGUACAAUUAUAAAUGUUCUCAAUGCAAAAGGUUAUUUUGGAAACUCUAUCUUAAUAAGAUGUUCCUAUGAGUAUUUUUUGGGACUACUUAGUUACAAUUAUUAUCUUGGUAGUAGCAGCUAGUGGCACUAGUAAGAGUUCUAUUAUUAGAAUCAGCCAGAUUGUCUAGCUAGUGACCUUAGUGUUAGGCUGCCUCGAAGCAGCAGUGUUUCUACAAUUAUUCUUUUCAAAGUGAUUUUUUGUGUUUUCAAUCUUUCAAUCUUUCUGGGGGGGUACCUCUGUAUAUAUAUACAUAGGGAUUGAUUUAUUAAUCCACCUUACUACUAUUAUGAGAUAUCUGUUCUCUAACCCCCAGGAUUAUUUUGUUCAACCAUUUUUCUAAACCUAUUUAUAUAUCUGCGCUCUAUUUGGUCUAUUGAGACGUUAUAAUUAUCUAUACUACUCCAUCUAAACUUUAAACACUAAGUAGCAUACUCUACAUAUACUGCCUCUCAGCUGUUCUUUAGACUCUAUUUCAUUUUGUAACACUUUAGAUCAAAUUUAUGUUAGAUUGACGAUACACUAUGUAUCUAAGUCUAAUUUAUAUACUUUUGAAAAUAUAUUAGAGUCUAUGGUACUUUAUGUGGAAUUACCUCUAUAGAAUUUAAUAGGGAUAUCUUUAGAUCCCUGUAGAUUUUUCCUCUAGAGAACUGGCUCUGUGGUGUUUGACUGGACAUAUAUUAUACUAUACAUUGUACUUCUUACUACAAACACUCAGUGUAGAUACCCUUAGCCACUCUAUUAUCUUUUGAGGAUAUCCAUAUGGCAUCUACCCAGUUUUUAUUUCACUUGUUUUUUUUUUUUUUCACGAGUGUUUCACUAUUAUCACAUUUAACUCUUUGUGUGUUGCCCUAAGACGGCGUAAUAAAGGUUAUACCUAAUAAUUAUUGUAAUAUAUUUGAGAUAUCAUUUGGUGAAAUGGGUGUCCAGUUUUUCCAUCUUUAGUGGAACAACCAUCUCACUCUAGUUCAUGUUCCUAUGAGUAUUAAGGGGAAAGGCAAAAUAAAUAUAUGUCAAUGUAAGUAAAUAAUCUAUAUAUAGGAGAUCUUGAUUAAAGAUACACCCUACUGAAAUGCUACUUGUGCAUUAAGGAAAACUCUACCAAAAAGGAACUACAAAUAUUUUUGGAUGAGAUGUAUAUAACACAUCAGAGUAAGUACAUAUAUUUAUAUAUAUGCGCUUUAUAAUCAUUUAUAAUAGCGUUAAUUGUAAUUUCAUAUUUAUAACAAAUGUAACUUAGACCCCAAAUACCAAGUGUAGCGGAGAGCUGAUUUCCCACAGCCUAUUUCUGCUGGUAAUCCCAGAAUGGCUCAGGAACAAGUAGUAAAUCCAAUAGAGUAGCAGGCACAAACAGUAAGAGGGCCCUGCUGAUGAGCUUAGAUGCUAGAGGGAGUGGGUUUUAGUGACACAAAAGGUAAGGGUAGGGUAGAAAAGUAGGUUGCUAGGCUAGUGUUCAUUUAGGGCUUAGUUUUUAGUUUUGAUGACAGUUGCAGUAGAGGAUUUAGGGUGCAGGGAGAGAAAGCCGUUCACAGUUUAAUUGAUAUGCUUUCCUAAAGAAGUAAGUUUUCAAAGAUUUUUUUGAAGGAUUGGAGACUGGGUGAAAAUCUAACAGAGAGGAGAAUGGUGUUCCAUAGGAAUGGUGCAGCCCUAAAGAAGUCUUUAAGGCAAACAUCAGAGUCAUGUAUAUGGUCAUCAAUUAUGACACCAUUAUUGACAAGUACCCUUGAAAUAAAAUUAACUUAUGUUGAAACAUUUGUUGUUUGGAAUUAUCACGUGUUUGAGGUACUUAUAUGUUUCUUUUCCUAAAUCAGUGAUUCCCCAAGAAUGGCUUUUGGAGAACAAUGCACGCCUUCUUAUUCUCAGUGGGAAUGGUAUUUGUUUUGCAUUCAUGGCCUGCAAAGCAGUGAAUGGAAACACAGUUGACUUGGCCAGAACGGUGGUUUUCCUUGCUUUGGUAAGUAUUCACAAGGACAACAUGUACCUGUGAUUUAGGAGUUUAACGUUAGUGAAUUGUGACUGGUUGCCAACUGGCCUGCAUAGGUCUUCUUAGCAGGAAAAAACACCAUAGCAUUCGUUGCAGAAAAAAACCCAAAAUGCAUUUUGUAGAAAAUAAUUUUUUUUUUUUUUUUCUUGCGUAAAGACUUACAGAGGUAUGCCACCAAUACAAUCCAAUAAAAGUGCAGCUUUUAUCACCACUCAUACUGGAUAGAGAAAUUCUGGUCACACGUAUCAACUUAACAAUUCACAAAUGAGAGGCCUCCAGAAACUUUAUCCAAAAGAAUUGCAAAAAGAACACAAAACUUUGCAAAACUAUGUUUCAUUUGUUGAUAACAGUUUUUCAAAAAGAUUGCCAUUUGUUACACCUUGUUGGUAAUGUCUACUGACAGGGACAGACUGACAGCAGUCAACCCCUAGGCAAAAUUAGGCCCUUGGCCUCCUCAAUGUCCACUAUACCUGCUUUUAAGGGGCACUAUGAACUGGAGUUCUAUUAUAUACUUGUAUAUCUAUGUGUAAACAUGUUUGUAUGUAGAUGUAUACUUGGCUGUUUGUGUAUGUGUGUUUGUCAAUGUGAGCACAGCUGUAUUUUUCUGUCAUUGAAGAGCACAGUUGUAUGUCUGUCUGCUAUGCUAAGUUCAAGUAUGAAAUGCAAAAGAAUAAUAAGCGCUCUCUUCUCAGGGGUGAGCAGCAGUUCACCAACAAGGUGUUCCUCUACCUUGUGAUAAAUAGACAGAUAAAAUAGAAAGGUGAACAGCGCUAAAAAUCAGAAAAUGUACAUACGUUUUGUAGAAAUACUGGCCAGCAGAGUAAACUUUGAGGAGCUAUAUCAGCUCGGUGUUAAGAGCCUGGACGGAAUCAUCCCCGUCUAUGGAUUUCUUGAGGUUCAAGACCGUUGGUGAAUUUAUAGGUGUAAAUAUUCGUUACAUGAAAAACAAAAGUGAAACUUUUGAGAAAGCUUCGGUGAAACGCGUCAAGUGAGGAAGAAUUUUGGACUUUUAUACAGGACUGGUUUUAUAGUUUAUUAUUCACUUUUUACCUAUUGUAUUAAAGUAUAUAUAUUUUUUAAACUAUCCAGUCAUUCCUUUUGUCCUCCUUCCUAUCCAAUACUGCUUUGCUGCUAUACCUGGGUCCACUAUAUCCCAAGGUGGGGAUUAUUCCACCUGAAAUUCUUCAAACUAGAGCAGGUCAUUGCUCUAGUAUAUGUAAGUAGGAUCAUCCACUUUUUUUUCACAAUAUUUUAUAUUUACGUACUAUACCAUGUGGUGUAUUUUACUCUUGUUUUUCAUGUAACGAAUAUUUACACCUAUAAAUUCACCAACGGUCUUGAACCUCAAGAAAUCCAUAGACGGGAUUAUUCCGUCCAGGCUCUUAACACCGAGCUGAUAUAGCUCCUCAAAGUGUGAGUGUGAAUAUAACACCUUUGUUCUUGUGGAAUUAUAUCGUUCAUACAUACUGUACCAUUAUUUGUAUUUUUGUUUCUCUUUUUUUUAAGUUACUCUGCUGGCCAGUAUUUCUACAAAACGUAUGUACAUUUUCUGAUUUUUAGCGCUGUUCACCUUUCUAUUUUAUAAGUUCAAGUAUGAGUGUAUAUGUUGUAUUUGUAUGUCAGUGGUAGAGCAUGGCUGGAUGUGUUUGUAUACAAUUUGUUUUGAGUAUCCUUGUGUAUGUAUGUAUGUAUAUAUAUACAUACUGAUGAAACACAACAUUAAAACCACUGAUGUGAAGUGAAUAACAUUGAUUAUAUUAUUAUAAUGGCACCUCUCAAGGGGCGGGACAUAUUAGGCAGCAAGUGAACAGUCAUUCUUGUCAAGAGCUGGAAGCAGAUGAAAUGGGCUAGCGAAAAGAUCUAAGUGACUUUGACAAGGGCCGAAUAGGGAUGGCUAGACAACUGGGUCAGAGCAUCUCCAAAAUGGCAAGUCUUGUGGGGUGUUCCUGGUAUGCAGUGGUUAGUACCCACCAAAAGUGUUAUUAUUAUUAUUAUUAUUAUUAUUAAUAUUUAAAAGCGCCAACAAAUUCUGCAGUGCUGUACAAUGGGUGAACUAACAGACACCCAGACGAGUUGGACCCACAGGAACAGAAGUAUUGCUCAUUCAGUUACAUGCUAGAUGCAGUGGGGUAUAAGGGUAGGGUUGAAAAGUAGGUUGCUAGGAUAAUAUUCACUAAGUGCUUAGUGUUGUUUUAAUGGCAGUUUCAGGAGAAGAAUCAGGGUGCGGGGAGGGACUGUUGACAGUUUAAUUGAUAUGCUUUCAUGAAGAAGUAAGUUUUCAAAGAUUUUUUGAAGGAGUGGAGACUGGGUGAAAGUCUAAUAGAGAGGGGAAGGGUGUUCCAUAGGAAUGGCCAGACUGUAGGAGCGCAGCAUAAGCCCUAGAGAAGUCUUUAACAUGAGCAUCAGAGGCGGGAGUACGAACGGAAGUUAGACGUAGGUCUUCAGCACAGCAUAGGAGCCUAGAUGGGACAUAUUUGUGUAUUAGUGAGGAUAGGUAGGUUGGAGCAGCAUCGUGUAGAGAUUUGUAAGUAAGCAUCAGGAUCUUAAAUGUAGCCCUAUGUCUCACGGAAAUCAAUGUAGGGACUGACAGAGGUGGGAGGCGCGGGAAGUGCGAGUGGACAAAAAAAUGAGCCUGAGAAGCAGAUUACAGUAGUCAAUGCGAGAGAGGACAGCAGCAUGGACAGGAACCUUAGCCGUAUCAGGCGUUAAAUAGGGGAGGAUGUGUGCUAUGUUUUUGAGAUGAAAGCGCCAGGAUUUGGCAAUUGGUUGGACAUGAGUGGUGAAGGAGAGUUCGAAGUCAAAGAGAACACCUAGGCAGCGAGUGUGAGGUAGAGCUAAUGAGAGCACCAUUGACCUGGAGGAAAACAGACAAGGGAGUAGCAACGCUUGAGGGAGGGAAGACCAGAACUUCUGUUUUGGACAGGUUAAGUUUUCGAAAUGAGCAGCCAUCCAGUUGGAAAUAGCAGACAGGCAGUUAGAGACACAAGUCAAGAGGGGUGGUGAGAAAUUAUGGGAGGACAGGUAAAUUUGCCUGUUUUCCGCAUAGAAAUGAUACUGGAAGGAGCUGAUGAAUUUAACAAGGGAGGCAGUAUAGAUUCAGAACAAUAGGGGACCACCAACAGAGAGGGAUUGGGAAGGAGAGGCAGAGCCAGAGAAAGAAACACUAAAUGAGCGCUGGGAGAGGUUGGAAGAGCACUAGGAGAGAGUGGUAUCUCGUAGACCGAAAUUACAGAGGAUGCUGUUUAUGAUCAACAGUGUCAAAAGCAGCAGAAAGGUCAAGGAGAAUUUGGAUAGAGUAGUGGCCACGGGAUAUUACAGUGAUAAGAUCAUUAGAUACUUUGGUCACAGCUGUUUCAACAGAGUGACAAGCCUAGAAACAAGAAUGAAGCGGGUCAAGAAAAGAGUUGGAUUCGAAGUCUGUCAAUCUCGAAUACACAACUCUCUGAAGAUUCUUGGAGUCAAAUCUUAGUAGCGAGAUAAGGCGGUACUUGGACGGGGAUUUAGGUUCAGGUUGGGCUUUUUCAGAAUCGGGGUUACAGUUGCAUAUUUGAAAGGUAGAGGAAAUAUGCCAGAGUAGAAGGAGAAAUGUAAAAUUUAACUGAGAGGCAGAGCAAGAGAAGUAGACAAAGUGCGGAUGAUAUACGAAGGAAUAGGAUUCAGGGAACAGGUGGUAUGGCGAGAGGACCAUAGCAGAUCAGAAACCUUUUCUGCUGUAGUGGGUGCAAAUGAGCAUAGCACAGCAGAGGGAUUGUGGUUGGGGUGGAAAUUGGUAGGGGAUGGAGAGAGAUGAGAGAUUUCUUUCCUGAUUGUAAAAAUCUUCUCAGUGAAAUGAGUUGCAAAGUUUUAUGGCAGUCAAGUUGGUCGGAGGAGGAGGCACAACAGAGUGAAGAAGUGAGUUAAAAACAUGAAAAAGUCAUUUGGGUUCGCAGGAGAAUGUGGUUAUCAGCAUAUUGAAGUAGGUUUUUUUGCAGAGGAAAGAGCCAGACUGUAGGAGCGCAGCAUAAAUUUAUCGUGGAGAAAGUCAGACACAAAGUAAGACUUUCUCCAGCAGCGUUCGGGUCAGCUUGGUGUGCCAGAGUUGUAAUUGGGGGCGCUUGCUGCUUUUAAAUGUAGGGGAUAUUACGUCUAGUUGAGAGGAGAGAGUGGAGUUGUAGAGGGAGGUUGCAUUGUUUAUGCAGGUGGGGUUUGAGAUGGGUGAAAGAAAGGACAACUGGUGAACUGGGAUCAGGGUCAUAUGUGCCUGAGGUUCAUUGAUUCACAUUGGGAAGGUAGGCUAGUCCGUCUGGUCUGAUCACCUAGAAAAGUUAUUGUAUCUUAAAUUGCUAAACAAAACUUAAUGCUGGCCAUGUCAUAACACAUGGUGCAUCACAGUUUGUUGCGUAAGGGGCUGCAUAGCCGCAGACACGUCAGCGUGCCCAUAAUGAACCCUGUCCACUGCUGAAAGUGCCCUCAAUGGGGAUGUCAGUGUCAGAAUUGGACCUUGGAGCAUUGGAAGAAGGUUGUCUGGCCUGAUGAAUUAUGUUUUCUUUCAGAUCAGGUGGAUGGAUGGCUGUGUGUGAGUUGUUUACCUGGGGCAGAGAAGUUAGCAGGAUGCAUUAUGGGAGGAACGCAAUCUAGUGGAGUCAGUGUUAUGCUCUGAGCAAUGUUCUUCUGGGAAACUCUGAAACCAAAUUCAUGUGGACGUUGCUUUGACACGUACCAUCUACCUAGAGACUGAUGCAGACAAUGUACACCCCCUUCAUGGCAGUGGCUUUUUUCAGCAGGAAAAUGUCAAAGUGACACAAUUAUUCAGGAAUGGUUUGAAGGACAUGACGAAAAGUUCAAGCUGUUGCCUUGGCCUCCAAAUUUUCUAAAUUUCUGUGGGAUGUCCUGGAACAUCAAAUCCAUUAUGUAUCGGCCCCGCCUCGUAACUUGCAGGACUUAAAGUAUCUUCUGCUAAUGUCUUGGUGCCAGAUAUCACAGGACAUGUUUAGAGGUCUUGUGAAGCCCAUUCCUAAAAACAUGAGAGCUGUUGUGUCAGCAUGAGAGGGACCUACAAAAUAUUAGGCAGGUGGUUUUAAUGUUGUGGCUGAUCAUACAGCGGCAAGAAAAAGUAUGUGAACUCUUUAGAAAUGACUGCAUUUAUGUAUAGGUUUGUCUUAAAAUCUGGUUUGAUGUUCAUGUAAGGUACAGUAAACAAACACAAUUUGUUUAAACUAAUAACACACAAAUUAUUGUAUUGUGCUUGUACAUAUUGACUAUAUCAUUUAAAUAUUCACAGUAUAGGUUGGAAAAAGUAUGUGAAGCCCUGGGCUAAUGAGGUCAACAAAAGCCAGUUAGAGUUUGAAAUUGACAAACCUGGUGCCCAAUUAUUGAAACAAGAUUUGAGGUGUGGGUUAGAGCUAUUUUGACUAAUAAAACACACUAAAACAGUUUCAGUUGGCUAUUCACAAAAAUAAUCUGUUGAUGUGAAACCAUGCCUUGCAAAAAGAGCUCUCAGAGACCCUGUUAUCAAGAAUAAUUGCACUGCAUAUAGCUGGAAGGACUUACAAUGUUAUCUUAAAGAGCCUUUAUAUUAAUCUGUCCACUGCUAGACAAAUUGUUUAUAAAUGGAUAGGAUUAAGUACUGUGGCUGUUCUCCAUAGCAGUAGCUGUUAAGAGCAUACUGCCCUAUAGUGACAGCUUAAGACUUAAUAGGAACUGGUGGGAUCUUUGAUCUGGACAACAUUGAACAGGCAUGGUGUCCAUGGUAGUGAACAUGGAAGAGCAGUCUCAAAUAUAGAAACAUAGAAUGUGACGGCAGAUAAGAACCAUUCGGCCCAUCUAGUCUGCCCAAUAUACAAAUUGUGCCGUUAUAGAAAAUUUGGCAUGUAACUUCAAUAUAGUAAAAUACAAAGGUUAAUAAUGUCACAAUUUACUUUAAUUGUAAUUUAAUUGAGGGAGGAGGAUUGAUAUUGGGAAAUUCAUUAAAGUGAACAAUCGCAUAGUGUUCUUCAACCAUUAACCAUAAAACAAAAUAAAUAAAAAAACACCAUUCCAUUCAUCACAUCUACAGUAAUAAAUAAUUCCUAUAUCCAAUAUGUCUGUGCUAGGUAUGUGAAAAGGACUUAUACUGCAUGGACUGGGCAGUGAAAAUGAUGCAGAAGAUAUGUAAAGUGUUUGGUACACGUGCCGAGAGGACCAACUUCUUGCAAAAUGUGGAGAAUGCAUUUGCCCGCAUUAUCAUAAAUAUGCUGCAUUCGGUGAUAUCUGGUAAAAUAUACAGUAAUCUUUUCAUAUGACUCUUGCACUUACACUGUGACUGCCCUAUGAGCCAAAAUUACAACACAGUGUGCAAAUUAUUGUCUGUAGUGUAACUAGUGUAACUGGAAUGCAUACAAAUGUAAAGCCCACAAUAGUCCUGGGUUAGCCAGGACAGUCCCAAAUUUCGGGUCCUGUUAAGUCCUGGGUUUAAUCUCUGGUGUCUACACACAUGCUGAUUAGAAUACUCUCAGGGUUUGGAGACUAUGUGUUAUGUUUUGAAAAAGUAUAUAUCUUUUAUUCGCAAAAAUGUCUGUUUCUGACAGGAUUUCUUUGCUAGCAAAAGUUACUUUAAACAGGCAGUGCUUCCACAAUAUUAAUAUUUAUUGUAAUUAGAACAAUGUUCAAACAGUGAGUUAUGAUCUUCACAACUAAAAUAAUUGGUCUACACUCAAUACUUCAUAAUGACAAAGCAAAUAAAAACAAACAGAUUUUUGACACUAUUGCAAAUAUAUUAAACAAAACGUAAACAUCAACAUCACAUUGACAUUCGUAUUCAGACUGCCAAAGGUGAUUUGUUGAGGCACCUUUGGCACCGAUUACAGCCUCAAGUCUUUUUGGGUAUGACACAACAGGCUUUGCAAACCAAUAUUUGGGUACUUUCUGACAUUCAUAUGAGCAGAUCCUCUCAAGUUGGUUGGUGACUGUCGGUGAGCAGCCAUUUUUCAGGUCUCUCCAGAGAUGUUUGAUUGGGUACACAAGAUCUUUGCAUUUAUUUAAAGGGACACUAUAGUCAUCCAGACCACUUCAGCUCAAUGAAAUGGUCUGGGUGCCAGGACCCUCAGGUUUUAACCCUUUAGAUGCAAACAUAGCAGUUUCAGAGAAACUGCUAUGUUUACAUUUAGGGUUAAGCCAGCCUCUAGUGGCUGUCUUUCGGACAGCCACUAGAGGCACAUCUGCGACACUGGAGGCAUAUUAUGCCUCUAUCGCGCAGAGUGUCCAUAGCAUGCGCAUUCGGCUCCGCUGACGUCGGCAGGGGAGGAGGUCACCAGCACCGAUGGAGCCCGGAGCUGGAUUAAGGUGAGUGGCUGAAGGUAUUUUAACCCCUUCAGCGCCACGAGAGGGGGACCCUGAGGGUGGGGGCAUUCUCAGGGCACUAUAGUGUCAGGAAAACCGCUUUGUUUUCCUGACACUAUAGUACUCCUUUAACUUGGAAGAGGAGUUUGUCACUUACAUCGUUUGUGUUUAUGACAGGACAGUUUCAUGGCUGUUUUUGUUACCUAAGGCUUACUCACACACACACAAACAUACACACACCAGGAGAGUGAGGUUUCUACAACCAAUAGCAUCACGUGAUCUUUCUAACAUAGCAUCUCCACUACACCAUGGGCAGCUUACUCGUCUUAUAAAAUUUCCUUUUGGAGGCAGGGUAGGCACCUUUAGCAGUCAGACACUGGUAGGUAGCCCCUGCUGCACUUACAUUUGAGAAACAUUUUAUAUUGCAAUGUGAAAGGAACUUUCACUAUAGUGUCAUGACAACAUGUAAAAUAUAAGCCCUUGUAGCUAAACCCUUGUAUUGCUCAGAUUAGUAGCAUAUAAACCCUUGUAUUGCUCAGAUUAGUAGCAUAUUACAACAUUGUGUGCACAUUUUGAUGUCUCUGCAUUACAGGGACUAAGCACCAAAAAAGGCUUUUGCUUAAAUAAGUAAUUUUGGUGUAUAGAUCAUGCCUCUGCAUUCUUACUGCUUAAUUCUGCUUAAUUCUCUGCCAUUUAGAAGUUUAAAAAAAUGUUUAUGUAGCCAUAGUUACGCCACCCAUGGAUGUGACGCACAAAACCUCCCUAAAAACGUCCUAAUAGAGAUCUAAUUUUUAAACUUGACUCAUAUAUUAGAUCUAAAAAUGAACCAGUAUUUCUUUAGCUGUGUAAGUCACAACCAGAAAAGGUGUGACUAGUGCCGCAAAAACAAAAUGAUUUAACGCUUCCAUGGCAUAGAACUGAGCAAUGACACCGCAGGGGCAUGAUCCCUUACGAAAUCCCUUUAAAUUAAAUAGUUUUUCCCCUCCCAUUAUCAACUGCUCUGUUUCCUGAAUUAAUUUAGCAGAAAAUAGCCAUGAGGUUUAGUCACUAAACAUUUCAUUCAAAACAAUAUUGCAAAAUUUCUAUUUAAUCCACCAGACUGUCCGUUAAGACUAAUGGUAGACUCAUAUGCUCUAUUGAUUUGAAGGUCAACAACCCUUAUUUACUGAUUUCUUUCAGUGAUGUCAUCAAGGAAGACAUCAUAAUAUAUAUAUUUUUCCUGUUGUGAGUACAUUUACAUAUAAGUAAGAUAAUCAAAGCACAAAUACACGAACUUCACAUUUUGCAAGCAGUUUUAGAUGGUAUAGUCAUAUAACAAACAGAUGAAAAUGUUUUUCACAGUCAACAGUAAAUUGUAGUGAAAUGAUAACUGAAUUGCAAAGCUCAGCCAAUCUUUGACUUCAUCUAAUGAAAACAUUUCCUAAUUUGGCAAAUGAGAUCUAAAGUUUAAAAUUAGGUUUUCAAUUCACUAAACCUUUACAUAUGUAAGUAUUUUACAGUGGAAAAUUAGCAGGGCCUGUCUGCAUGUUCUGUUCUCCUAUUGGGAUGCAAGUUAUAUGAGCCUUCUGUUGUUGUCCUGCAGGAGGGCGUGACGAAGAGGAUAGCAGUUUCUUGAACCUUUUCCAUUUGGUCAAUGCCCAGGCAAAUUUCCACAAGGAAAUCCUUUACCUUACCCUCAACAGCCCUUCUUUUUGA